Hypoxylon trugodes is the source of this 1821-nucleotide messenger RNA. Its product is annotated as alpha/beta-hydrolase. Bases 1 to 1821 code for a protein of 606 amino acids. Lineage: Eukaryota; Fungi; Ascomycota; Sordariomycetes; Xylariales; Hypoxylaceae. The record is from RefSeq and is a predicted model, not a curated record. Gene Ontology annotation, biological process: proteolysis. The transcript is spliced from 3 exons. Gene Ontology annotation, molecular function: serine-type carboxypeptidase activity.
AUGCAUUGGCCGAGUUUCGCAUCCGGCCUUUUGUUGUCGGCGGCCGCCACAGUAGAGGCGCGCCGAAGCCUUCAGCACGUGGGCAAGAAGGAUAUCAACCAGAGGUCCUCCGUCUCGGAUCAGAACAACUACUUGGCGCAUUACCUAGCCACGCGACAGGUACCGGCACCUAAGUUUGCCAACGACAACACUACCAAGUUCGCUGUCAAUGGCACAGGUCUUCCUGACGUCGACUUCGAUGUCGGCGAGUCCUACUCUGGAUACCUGCCUAUCAGCGAUGACCCUAACGACACCAACGAGUUGUUCUUCUGGUUCUUCCCUUCGUCCACACCCAACAACACCGAGAAGGAGAUUCUCCUAUGGUUGAACGGUGGUCCUGGUUGCUCUUCCCUCGAAGGUCUAAUCCAAGAGAACGGCCCGUUCAUUUGGCAAGACGGUACCCUCAAGCCGGUUCCCAACCCAUGGGCCUGGAACCGGCUCACCAACGUAGUCUGGGUGGAGCAACCCAUCGGCACCGGUUUCUCGCGUGGUAAAGUCACAGCUCGCAGCGAAGAAGAUGUCGCCGCGCAGUUUCUCGGUUUCUGGAAGAACUUCAUCGACACCUUCUCCUUGCAAGGGUACAAGGUGUACAUCUCCGGUGAAUCCUAUGCUGGUGCUUACUGCCCGUACAUCGCGUCCGCCAUGUUGGAUAAGAAUGACACUACAUACUACAACGUCUCGGGUAUGAUCAUCUACGACCCGGUUCUCGGUGACGAUGUCGUCCAAGAAUCCGCCACUACAGUGCCGUUCGUCGACUACCACAAGAACGUCAUGACCUUCAAUGAUUCCUUCAGCAGCUACAUCCACGGUCUGCACGACUCCUGUGGCUUCGCCGACUUCAACGCCAAAUACCUAACCUACCCACCUCCCGGCCCACAGCCCGCGGGCUACUCCUCCAGCGUGAGCCAAGAGUGCCAAAACCUAUGGGGCGUGAUCCUAAACGAAGCAUUCAGCAUCAACCCCUGCUUCAACGUAUACCAAGUCGCCGUAACCUGCCCUCUCCUAUGGGACAUCCUCGGAUUCCCUGGAUCUAUCGAGUACCUCCCCGAAGGCGGACAAAUCUACUUCGACCGUGAAGAAGUCAAGAAGGCAAUCCACGCCGACACCGCAACAAAAUGGGCAGAAUGCUCCGCGGGCAACGUAUUCGUCGGGGGCGACCGCUCAGACCCCUCAUCCUGGCGUGUCCUCCCACACGUCAUCGACGCAACCAAGAACGUAAUCAUCGGGCACGGAUCUUUGGACAUGAUUCUCCUCCCCAACGGCACGCUCCUCACAAUCCAAAACACAACCUGGGGCGGACAACUCGGUUUCCAAUCACCUCCCGUCGAACCUUUCUUCGUACCCUUCCACACCCUAAGCACAGGCGAUGAAAUCCAAACCGAGACCGACCCCACCAAACUCGGCACCAUAGCCGGCGCCGGCGUCCUCGGGACCGCACACACCGAACGCGGACUCACAUACGUAAGCGUCGAUCUCUCGGGGCACAUGAUCCCACAAUUCGCGCCGUCGGCCGCAUUCCGACAACUCGAGUUUUUACUCGGACGCGUGGACAGUCUAAGUUCCGUACAACCCUUUACCACGGAACCAAACUACCCGCAACCACCCGCUUCCACACUAGGAAACGGUACCGGUCCCGCGACUACGAGUUCCAAGGAGGAGGCCGCGGGUGUUGGGAAUGUGGAGGCUAGUGCGGAUAAGAAGAACGCGGCGCCUAGUUUAGUAGGGUCGGGUGUUAUGGCUGCUGUUGCGGCUUUGGGGUUAGCUGUUUUGAUGAAUUUGUAG